This is a messenger RNA of Metopolophium dirhodum (rose-grain aphid), 3488 nucleotides long. RefSeq names its product homeobox protein caupolican (gene mirr). Gene Ontology annotation, cellular component: nucleus. NCBI's taxonomy places the organism in Eukaryota, Metazoa, Arthropoda, Insecta, Hemiptera, Aphididae. Bases 622 to 2421 code for a protein of 599 amino acids. The record is from RefSeq and is a predicted model, not a curated record. Gene Ontology annotation, biological process: cell development; neuron differentiation; regulation of transcription by RNA polymerase II. The transcript is spliced from 5 exons. Gene Ontology annotation, molecular function: DNA-binding transcription factor activity, RNA polymerase II-specific; RNA polymerase II cis-regulatory region sequence-specific DNA binding.
GCAGCACGUCGCUCAUUAUAGUACGCCGCGCCGCGGACAAGUCGCUACCGCGUACACGUCGUCGUCAUCGUCGUCGUCGUUGCCGCCGCCGCCGUCGUAGCCGUAGCCGCCACCGCACAGCAGUCUGUUCCGCAUAACCGACCCGUGUCGAACACGGACGCGCUGCUACCUCGUAAUACCUACAUAAUAAUAUUAUACGGUACCGAUAUUAUAAUAUUAUUGCCAUUACGAUAUUUAUACAUUACCGUCCGUGUACGUUGGUAAUGACAAUAUUAUAAUUCUCGUCAUAAAUAAAUAAAAAACAAAAUAGUAUCGCAAUCAAGGUACAUCCGUUAGGUGUGUUCGAGUUUUUUUUUUUUUUUCCGAAUCUUGUGCCGUCAGACUUCGGGUUUUUUUGGUUUUUUUUUUUCGCGUCGUACUUGGUUUUUCGAAUCGUCGUCCACUUCGACCGCAUAGGCGUGCGGCCAAUGAAUCGCUGCGCGAGGACCGCAACCACCGCCGCAACCCGCACCGCCGCCGCCGACGACUGCACCGCGGCGACGCCGGCCGUUGUUGUCGUAGUGGUCUCGUAGCGCGCGCGUCCCGCGAAAACGUCUCGAAACCGCGGGUCUCCCGCGUACCAUGACUUCUCAGUUUUCACAACAACUCGCCAAAAAUAUCGGACACCAGACCGCAUCGUUAGUGCAGCCGUUACCGCAGCCGCCGCACACGUCUUCGUCGUCAUCUUCGAGCCCGCCGCCCUUACAGCUAUCGCUCACCGCGGCCCGGCGACACACUUCCGUCUCGCCGCAACCGCCGUCCUCGACCGCAGCCGGCCACAACUCGUCUCCGCCGCCACCGCACCAGUCAAGGUCCACCGUCGGCGGAUCAACCACAGCGUCGGCGGCCCUACCACCGUCGUCCACGGCACCGUCGUCCGUCGGCGGCAGUCCCACCACGGCCGUAGCCACGGUCAGCACGUCCACCGCCGCGGCCGCGGCCGCCGCACCUCCCCGGUGCUGCGACACCGGCCGGCCCAUAUUCACCGACCCCAUCACCGGGCAGACGGUGUGCUCGUGCCAGUACGACCUGCUCAGCUACCAGCGGCUGGCCGCCUCGGGCGUACCGGCCCUGUCCAUGUACACCGCACCGUACCCCGAGGGCAUGGCCGCCUACUUUCCGGCCCUCGGCUCCGACCAACCGCCUUUCUACUCUGCCGCCGCAGCGGGACUUGAUCUCAAAGAGAACUUGGCAGCUGGAGCUACAUGGCCGUACCACUCGGUCUAUCACCCCUACGACGCCGCGUUCGGGUACCCUUUCAACGGGUACGGCAUGGACCUCAACGGUGCCAGGCGGAAAAACGCCACUCGAGAGACUACCAGCACGCUGAAGGCUUGGCUUAACGAGCACAAGAAGAACCCGUACCCGACCAAAGGCGAGAAGAUCAUGUUGGCCAUCAUCACCAAGAUGACGCUCACGCAGGUGAGCACGUGGUUCGCUAAUGCCCGAAGGCGGUUGAAGAAGGAGAACAAGAUGACUUGGGAACCCAGAAAUAGGGUCGAAGACGAGGACAACAACAACGAGGAUGACCGAAAGAGCCCGGACCCAAAAGAUCUCGAUUGUAAAGACUCGGGCACGGGAUCGAGCGAGGACGGUGACCGGCCGGGCGCCAAUCACACAGGCAGCGAGUGGAGCGAAUCGCGGGCCGACAGCGGACCGGACUCGCCGGAGCUGUUCGAUCGGCCGCCGCCACCACACUUCCUGCACCACCCGCCGCCGUACCACCACGGCCACUAUCCCGGAGCGCCGCACCAUCCGCCGCCGUCACACCUCGGCCACCACCAUCACCACCACCAUCCGUCGGCGGCGCCACCGCACCACCGGUUCGCGUCCGUGUCGCCACCGGCCACCGGUGGAGUCGGCGGCGGGCUUCUGCCGUCGCAGAGUAGCGCCCCCAAGCCACGCAUCUGGUCGCUGGCCGACAUGGCCAGCAAGGACACGACGACCACGACGACGGCCGCGGCCGCGGUCGAGACGUCGACGCCGUCCACCCCACCGCCGCCGCCGUCACCGCAUCAGCACCAGCGGUCACCGCACCACCAGCAACUGUCCCCUCCGUCCGUCGGCGGUGCGUCGUCUGCGGGCCACCGACGGCCGCCCGCCGUUCCCGUACCGUCGUUGCCCGCCGGUUACGCGCGCCACGAGCAGCUGUACCGAUCGUUCUACGAGGAUCCCGCGGCCGCGGCCUAUCAUGCGCGUGCCUUCGGCGGCGGCGGCGGGAUCGUGUUCCAACCGUCCGCGGCCCACCAGCACCAUUUGCACCAUCACCAUCAGCAGCAGCAACUGCACUCGGCGGCCGCGGCGGUCGCCGAACCGUCGCCCGCCUCGUCGUCGUCCGACGCCGAAUCCGUCGUGGCCGUCCAGCACGCCGAACGGGCUUGACGGGAAGCGGCUCGACCACAAACACACGUAAAUCCAAAGACAAAACAAAAAAAUUAAUAAACAAACAUUAUUUUGUAAAUAUUAACGAUAAUAAUAUAUAAAAGUAAACUUUGUAAAUAACAUAUUAUUAUUAUUAUUAUAUAUUAUAUAUAUUAACGAAUAUUAUAAGGUAAAAACACAUAAUAUAAUAUAUGAUAUGAUUAUAUAAUAUAUAGAAAACGGCAUGUAUAAGACAUUGUGCGGACAAUAAAAAAAAAAGUAAUGAUACUACUGUUGAAAAAUAUAAAAAAAAAACAAAAUAAUUAUAUAUAUAUAUAUAAUAUAAACGUAUUUACGAGGAAGGAAUAAUAAUAUUAUACCUAAACUAUAACGUGAUUGAUAUAUAUAUAUAUACAUGUCGUGUGUGUACGUAUAUAGUAUGAUGUUAUGACGUAUAUCGUUACAGUUAUUAUGCAUAUAUUAUUAAAUGUGACGUGCGGAGAUUUCUUAAAAAAAAAAAAUAAAAAAAUUAUCAGGAAUUUUGAGCGAUGCGAUUGGCGGGCAUAUCGGGGAGGGGGUCCCGUGUGGUAGUGACUCUGUCGUUUUGUGUUUUAUUUCAUCCGAGAACCUACCCAUAUUGUACUAUUACGGUAUGCGGUACGCGACAUGCGCAUAACCUACACAAUGUUUUAUAAAAUACAGUGGGUGUAAUAAUAUAAUAUUUAUAUAAAUAUAUACGUUAUAUCAUAUCAUCGUGUGCGGAGGACAGGCGUACCCGGGUCUGUCCGGUUUAAGACGACUGGACAAUCUUUUGCAUUUGCCGCGGGGACACGAGUUACACGAUAUAAAUUGUCAAUAUUGUCAUUACCUAUAUAUAUAUAUAUGUAUACCUAUUAUUAUUUUUUUUUCUCGUGCGAGGUGAACCGAUUGUGUUGACGUUCCUUUCUAUAUACUGACAUUAUGUUUUAUUAUUUUAAUUUAUUUCCUCUCGUCUUGUUUUUAUUUUUCUCGUUCUUACAAUAUAAUAGGACGUAAACUACGAUUUUUAAAGAUAUAUAUAUAUAUAUAUGAUGAUAUAUACACACAAA